Messenger RNA from Cuscuta campestris, 1785 nucleotides. Lineage: Eukaryota; Viridiplantae; Streptophyta; Magnoliopsida; Solanales; Convolvulaceae. The record is from the annotation of a GenBank genome assembly.
UUACCAAGAUCUGAAAUUAGUUGUACCGGGUAUCUCGUCUAGUCGUGUGAUAUGGCAGAAGAUGGGAAGUUCCGAAUUGAGAAGUUCGAUGGUACAGAUUUCAGUUGGUGGAAGAUGCAAAUUGAAGAUUUGCUGGUUCAGAAAGAUUUGGACGUGGUUUUGGGUGACAAGCCAGAAAAAAUGUCGGAUGCAGAUUGGGCAAGUUUGGAUCGGAAAGCUAUGUCCGUGAUUCGUCUCUCGUUGACCAAGAAUGUUGCGUUCAACAUUCUGAAGGAGAAGACAACGAAGGGAAUUAUGGAAGCGCUGUCUAAUAUGUACGAGAAGCCAUCUGCAGCUAACAAAAAUUUUUUGAUUAGAGAGCUGGUGAAUACAAGGAUGAGAGAAGGCACUUUAGUUACCGAGCAUAUCAACAAGUUGAAUUUGAUCUUAGCCAGACUUGCGUCAGUGGGCAUCAAAUUCGAUGAUGAAGUUCAAGCUUUGCUACUGCUAUCGUCUUUGCCUGAUAGUUGGUCCGGAACGGUUACAGCGGUUACCGGUUCAGUGGGACCUGAUGGAUUCACCUUUGAUCAGAUUCGAGAUCUCAUUCUUGGCGAGGAUGUCAGAAGAAAGAGUUCAGGAGAGUCAUCUGGUGAAUUACUUCAUGUUGGUAGAGGCAGAAGAAAUAGCAGGGGUAGUGGGAGCAAGAACAGACAAAGGAGUCAGUCGAAGACUCGUGACAGCUCAGGUGUAACGUGCUGGAAAUGCAAGGAGGUAGGGCAUUUUAGGAAUCAAUGUCCGAAUGAUAAGAAAGUAAACAUUGCUCAAGGCUCUGCGAGUGACGAGGAGGUCGCUCUGACUUGUUGUGAGGAAAGCAAUGUGGAUUCCUGGGUCAUGGAUUCUAGUGCUUCAUUUCAUGCUACCCACAGCGGUGUAGCAUUGCAGAAUCUAGUUUUUGGAGACUUUGGAAAGGUACGACUAGUAGACGACAGAGCUCUUGAGGUGACGGGCAUGGGUGACAUGGUGUUGAAGACCCCAGUCGGUUUCUGGACUUUGAAGGAUGUCAAAGUUGUUCCAGCCUUGAAGAAGAGUUUGAUUUCUGUUAGGCAGUUAGACGAACAGGGACACGAGGUGAAGUUCAGAGAUGGGCAGUGGAAGGUUGUGAAGGGAAAUCUUGUCAUGGCCCGUGGAAGGAAGAGAGGUUCGUUGUAUAUGGUCGAGUUACCAUCUGAGGGAGUGACCGCCCCAGUUCAGAAGAAAAACGAAGUCCAGUUCACAGAGUCUCGUGGACAGAAUAAGGUUGUCUAUGCAAGAGAGAAACCUAGAGCCACAGGUCAGACUCAGGAUGAACGAGCGUGGAAAGGUUUAAGGGGGUCAGUCAGAGGUGUUUAUGGCAGUGGGAGCUCAAGAGGCGCUUCAGCCAAGUUGCCUAGAAGACAGUGGGUCAGGAGAACCAGUAUUCCAGCUGUUGGAACAUCUCCAGAAAAUUUCUUGCUGAGUAUGGAGAGUGUUUGUUCUCAGGAUGUUCCAGGAUCCGGCAGUCGUCUGCAGUGGGAGCCGGUAGGGACCGAGGACGAGUCAGGGGCAGAUUUUUCCGUGACUGAUGUGUUGGAGCUUGGGAGAGCUUCAACGGGCCUUUCAGUUAUCUGAUGUUAGGGCCGCUGCAAUAGGAGAGCUGAGGAAGAUUACUCGAUGUACAGGGAAUCGUGGUGGAUGGCAGUUGAUGACUAUCAAGCCUCCGAGUGGGAGAAUGUUGGGUUUGUGGAGGCUUGGGCUUGACUUUUGGUCCGGCCCAUUUUACGAAACCCU